AUGGAUGUUUCACUUCAAAACCAUCAGCCUGUCAUUCGUCAACUACGUAAAAUUGAAUCGAAUAGAGAUGUAAUAGCAUUGUUUAAUGAAGUUAUCUUAAUUUUAAAUAAAACAAUACACAAUCAAACUGAUGGUUUUAAGAUAUUAUCUACAAUAUGCUUUGAAAUGGCAGGAUUAAUUACACUUAAACCAUUUAAUAAUCCGGAAAUAAUGAAUCAUGAAUUUUUUAUUAUAUUGAAACAAACGUUUCAAACAUUAUUAACUAAAUUAACAUUUAUUUCAUUAGGAAAACAGGACGAACAAUGUAUUGAUGGAAUUAGUUUAUUAAUAGCCAAUCUAUGUUUAUAUAAAAACACAAUAUCAACAUGUUUCUAUACUGAUAAUAACGAAGAACUAAAUCCAAUAAAUGAAGAAAAAUUUAGUUUUAUAUCAUAUGAAAAAAUAUUUUUCACAGACUCAUUCCUUAAAAGAUUUGUAAGAAUUUUAGAAGAUGAUAUAGCUGUACAUAGUUAUGACAAAUAUCAUAUUAAAUAUAAAAUUGUUGAUCGUUUACUUCGUCUUUGUAUAAAGCUAAAUGAUAUUGACAAGAAAGUAAUUAUCGAUUCUAUUGUAAAAUGUGUUGAAUCAAAAACUUACAUGAAUUUAUACCAAACCGUUGAUCUUGGUCAACCAAUAUUAAGUCCGAAGGAAUCAUUCUUUUUGUUUCAAUGCCCAAAAUUUAUUCGACUAUGUAGUUUCGAACGACAAGAUGAAAUAUCUAACAAAUUAUCAAAAUCAAUAAUAAAAUAUCAUGGGAAUAUUUUUGAAAAAAAUCUGUCAAAUAUUUUAAUAGGCGAAUUCGUCUUAAAUUCAGCGAUAGCUUCUUAUGUCGAAUUAUUAAAUCAUAUUGCUUUAACAUCAACAACAAGAGAGUUAUUUAUCAAAAAAUUUGAUACAGAUAAAACUGUGGUAGAUCAAAUGAUUGAAAUAUUAAAAGGAUUAUCAUCAAUAGAAAGUAUUUAUAGAAACACUAAAUUAUUCCAUGCCGAUGUUGCUCUUAUGUCAUAUUCAAUAGCUCUUUUGUAUAACUUGACAUUUGAGAGAAAAAUUUUUUAUGAACUAAGAACUCGAAAUGUAAAAGAUAUUUGUAAAGAAUUAUACAAAGCAAAAGAUAAAACAAUACAAUUCGCAUCUCGAACAUUAGCUGUAAUUUUAAACCAAGAAGAUAUUGAUUCAAUCGAUAGUCCCUCAAAAGUAGCUGAUUCUUAUUUAUAUUUUAUUGAAAAUACAAUUGACAAUUCAACAGUUACCCAUCAUGGAAUUAAAUUAGAUGGUGUCCUAAUCAAUCUUGAAGUCAUUAUUCAAAGCGAUGCGAUCAAAGAUGAAAUUAUUAAUCAUGACAAUGGUAUAUUACUAUUAGCACGAUGUGCAUAUGAACCAAAUCUAGAUAAUGAAACAAUUCAACAUCCAGCUCUUCGAAUUAUUGAUGCAGUUUCAUUCGGAAAAGAUUCAGUUGUGAAACAGAUAAAAGAAAACGAUGCUCUCAUGAAUCAUAUUAGAGAGUUAUGUGAUACAAAUGAUAAAUAUCAAGUAGUCACAGCUAAACGUAUUCUAUGGAAAGUAGAUGAAGAAUUAAAAUUUGUGUCAACACAAGAACAACAAAAACAAAACGAAAUAAAAUUAAUAAACGUUUUCGAUGAAAAAAAAGCUAUUUAUCAGUAUAUACGAGGUGAUCAUUAUUUUAGUUUAGAAGAGCAUAAGAAUUCAGGAAAAUUUAACCUGAUGAUUAGUUAUUGCCAAGAAGAUAAAGAUAUUUGUCUUAAAAUUUAUAAUCGUUUAACAACAUCAGAUUGUUAUAAAGUUGCAUUCGAUAAAGAUAAUUUACACACUGCAAAUCCAAAAGCCAUGGCAAAAACAGUUGAAAAUUCAUCGAUUAUUCUUAUUUGUUUUUCAACAAAGUAUCAAAAUUCAUAUGCAAGUCGAUUAGAAGCUGAAUAUACUAUGAAACGAAAUCGGCCUAUUAUUCCAAUAAAAAUCGAUCAUCAAUACAAUUCAAGAGGCUGGUUAAAAGAAAUUAUUGACAAAGAAAAAUAUAUUGACUUUACAAAAUAUGAGUUCAAUACUUCAUUUACGCAAUUAAUUGAUCAAAUCAAUGAGCUACGUGAAAAUCUUCGUAAAUUAUAG
This is a messenger RNA of Rotaria socialis, 2163 nucleotides long. The record is from the annotation of a GenBank genome assembly. NCBI's taxonomy places the organism in Eukaryota, Metazoa, Rotifera, Eurotatoria, Philodinida, Philodinidae.